AUGCUUGCAGCUGAAUAUCCUGCCACAGAGCCUGAUAUAGUUCCAGCGCAACCUGCACCAAGUGCUCCCAUUGUUGCACCCAUAGAACUGCCCACCAUAGCUCCAGUGAAUCCACCUGCAACUCCACCUACAGCAGCGCCAACAGCAGCUCCUACCAAUUGGCCCGUAGGUUUAUUGUCACUGAUGAAUCCACCGACUCCACCCGACAAACCGCCAGAAGCACCACCUACUACAACACCCCAUACCACAGGAUUCAUAGCAAUCGCGGUUUUUAACCUGUUAAAAAAGUUACAUAUUAGUUUACACGAAACAGCAAGUAUCCUUAGCGAUAUGUAA
Molecule: messenger RNA, 336 nt
Organism: Rotaria socialis
Lineage: Eukaryota; Metazoa; Rotifera; Eurotatoria; Philodinida; Philodinidae
Source: the annotation of a GenBank genome assembly